Molecule: messenger RNA, 2116 nt
Organism: Musa acuminata subsp. malaccensis (wild Malaysian banana)
Lineage: Eukaryota; Viridiplantae; Streptophyta; Magnoliopsida; Zingiberales; Musaceae
Product: polyphenol oxidase I, chloroplastic
Molecular function (GO): catechol oxidase activity
Source: RefSeq, a predicted model, not a curated record
UUUCCUUGUGGUACACGAUGCAUCGGCCUUUAAAACAGACUGACCAUCCUGGUUUCCUCCUCUUCAUGUAGGCAAGCAGCUAGCAGCACUAGAAUACAUCUCUCUAGCCCAGCUUUCUCUUCAUCAUCGGAAGCUUUGGCAAGACACCAUCCAACAUCUGCUUGCUCUCGAGGAUCGCCUUCAUUGAUCUCUGGGAAAAGGGGAGGAAUCCACAGGAGUGUAAACAGAUGGAGGGCAAACGAUGGUUGUCUCUUCUCCUCCUCGUGCUUGUUCUCGUGGGCAUCUCCAUGGAUCUCCCGAGAGAAGCUCCGGCGGCUUCUUCUAAUAUCUUGAAGAGUUCAUCUGCCAGAAUACCAGUGAAUCCUCAAGGCGGAGAACAGAGAGAUGGAAGCAAGAGCAAGGGCAUUCCCCUCAAAGCAAACCUAUCGGUUUGCCAUGCUUCAUUCUCGGACGCCGAUCGUCCGGUCUACUGUUGCCCGGCCUGGAAAGACGCCGACCAAACCUUGCUCGACUUCGAGUUCCCGGAUCCGUCGUCGCCGGUGCGUAUCCGACGGCCUGCCCAUCUCGUCGACGAGGAGUUCGUGGCCAAGUAUGAGAGGGCGGUGGCCAUCAUGAAGCAGAUCCCGCCUGACCAUCCCCACAACUUUUGGCGCCAGGCCAACAUGCACUGCCUCUACUGCACCGGCGCCUACGACCAGAUGAACUCCUCUGCCCUCUUCAAGAUCCACAGGUCAUGGCUCUUCUUCCCCUGGCACCGAGCCUUCAUCUAUUUCCACGAGCGCAUCCUCGGGAAGUUCAUGGGAGACGACACCUUCGCGCUCCCCUACUGGAGCUGGGACACCCCCGAGGGCAUGUGGUUCCCCGACAUCUACCGGAAGGGAGCUCUGAAUGAGACGGAGCGCGACGCCAUUCACCUACGGGAGGCCGCCGUCGAUGACUUCGACUACGUGGAUCAUGACCUCGCCAGCGACGUGCAGAUCGCCGACAACCUCGCGUUCAUGUACCACCAGAUGAUCUCGGGAGCGAAGAAGACCGAGCUGUUCAUGGGUUGCAAGCUGCGGUCCGGCGUCGAGGGGUGGUGUGAUGGGCCCGGGACGAUCGAAGCGGCACCUCACAACACGUUGCACAGCUGGGUAGGGAACAGGUACAACCCCGAAAGAGAGAACAUGGGGGCGUUCUACUCCGCCGCGCGAGACGAAGUGUUCUUCGCGCACCACUCCAACAUCGACCGCAUGUGGACCGUGUGGAAGAAGCUGCACGGCGACAAGCCGGAGUUCGUCGACCAGGAGUGGCUCGAGUCGGAGUUCACCUUCUACGACGAGAAUGUGCGCCUGCGCAGGAUCAAGGUGCGCGACGUGUUGAACAUAGACAAACUCAGGUACCGGUACGAAGACAUCGACAUGCCAUGGCUCGCUGCACGUCCCAAGCCUUCCGUUCACCCUAAGAUCGCGCGCGACAUAUUGAAGAAGCGCAAUGGCGAAGGCGUACUGAGAAUGCCCGGCGAAACGGAUCGUUCACAACUCUCCGAAUAUGGUAGCUGGACACUGGACAAGACCAUCACCGUGAGGGUUGACAGGCCAAGGAUCAACAGGACAGGGCAAGAAAAAGAGGAAGAAGAGGAGAUCUUAUUGGUCUACGGAAUCGAUACUAAGAGAAGCAGAUUCGUCAAAUUCGAUGUGUUCAUCAACGUCGUCGACGAAACCGUGCUGAGCCCAAAGUCGAGGGAGUUCGCAGGGACCUUCGUCAAUCUCCACCACGUCUCGAGGACGAAAAGCCAUGACGAUGGCGGCAUGGAUUCGAAGAUGAAAAGCCACCUUAAGCUCGGUAUAUCGGAACUUUUGGAAGACCUCGAGGCAGACGAAGAUGACAGCAUCUGGGUGACACUGGUGCCAAGAGGCGGCACGGGGGUCAACACCACCGUGGACGGCGUCCGGAUCGACUACAUGAAGUAGUGAACCAGCACGCCGCUCCUCCCCUCCCCAUCAGAAGUGGUAUAAUAUUUAUAUUGGAUUGAGGCUCGUGGUAUCUUUUGAUAAGAGUAAGUUCCAUAAAUUUAGAAGAAGAAUCAUGUUCUUUAUUUAUAUUAAAUUAAUGUGAUUUGGCCAUCAGCUCUCCA